AUGGAGAUCGAGAAUACUAAGUUUGUCACCUGCAUUGAUACCACUGUGCAUUAUCGCUCAUGUAUUCCCGUGCAGAACCUGAAGACUGACCCUGUAUUCAAAGCAUUGGAUAAGAUAUUCCGCCGCUACAACAAGGCAGGCUUUCGAGUCAAGAUCAUCAAGUGUGAUUGGGCGUUCAUUCCUCUGACGGAUGAUAUGCUAGACGAUAUGGGUGUUACUAUUGACCCGGCUGCAGCUGGAGACCAUGAGCCUACCGCUGAGCGAAACAAUAGGACGCUGAAAGAAAGAGUCAGAGUAGCUCUUGCUCAACCUCAAUAUUGGGAGCCUCAUUACUGA
Molecule: messenger RNA, 336 nt
Organism: Cylindrotheca closterium
Lineage: Eukaryota; Bacillariophyta; Bacillariophyceae; Bacillariales; Bacillariaceae
Source: the annotation of a GenBank genome assembly